AUGAAGCUAGGCAGUGCCGUCCAUAAGACCCUGGAGGAUGAGCUGUAUACGACCGUACCCGUUGAGAUCACGAAUAAGGAAGACGCGUGGGGCUUGAGGAUCUGGAAUGUCAUUCAGGGACUGCGCACACUUAGGGAUUGCGGAAUGACCCGGGAAAUGGAAAUAUGGGGUCUCAUUGACGGCGAGCUGGUUAAUGGGGUCAUUGACCAGCUUUCCUACGAAUGUCCAAAUCCAGAACUCGAGGCAACGGCUGCAGCAUACUACGCUGAGAUAGAGGCUGAGCGGGCUGCAGUGCCUGAGUAUCAGAUGUCGCUUUCUGAUUAUUUACUAUCUCCGGCUCAGGGUGGGAGGACGCUGUCUGACCUUGCUAUAAGCAAUGUUGAUGAUGUGCCGCACGAGCCGGAUUCAGGUGCCCGACAAUUGCUUCCCCCAGAGGUCUUCUUCAGUGUUCCUAGAAUCUACCUGACGGAUAUCAAGACAAGAGGCAGUCGCUCUAUGCCAACGGUCAAGAGUUCGGCCUUCCGGCCUACUCUACUCCAACUUCAGAUCUAUUACCACAUGCUCAAUCGUCUGAUCACCAGCGACGAUGUCAACAUUGAACUCCUUGCGUCGCGAUAUGGCUUCGAUCCCCAACGCCCAUUCACCGACGCCUUCAUUUCCGAGGUAGGCGGCUUGAACGAUCAGUUCUUCGACGCCUCGUCCUCUCGCGAGUUCAACCCAGACUACACCCCUAUGCCUGAAGAUGCAAAGAGCAUACCUUCCUCCUUCAAUGAUUUUACUCCAUCCUCCAGUCAAGACUCCACCAAUUUACUACUGAAAUAUAACAACCUUUCCCAUCUCUGGAAACUCAUGAAACAUCAGCUCCGUCUUACCUUCCUACCUUCUUCUUCCGAAUCCUCCAUGCCAGCUACAGGUGUAGCUGUUGCCCCCUCCAUCCCUGCCGAAUGUCAACCUGCUACACUGGAGUCGUACCCUACUUCCUUGUCACCUCUUCUGACAGCUAAAUUCAUUCUCUCUACACCCCCUCCCAACACGGAAGAAGAAGGCACGAGUGCGAAUGCAACAAAUAAAACCCGAGUUUUAGGAAGUCGAUCUUUUCUCUUCGAUCCCACCACCAUGACAUCCUAUCUGUCUGACCAGAUGGACUGGUGGCGCGGACACCGUGAUCCUCGCGGUGUUGAAGUUAUGGAUGCGUGGAAGUGUCGCAUCUGUGAAUUUAACGAAUUGUGUGAAUGGCGCCGGGAGAAGGAGUGGUCGCUUGCUAGUCGAGCGAGGAGAGGAGGUUCUUCAUCUGCUUCUACUGCUAUAUAA
Messenger RNA from Monascus purpureus, 1311 nucleotides. The record is from the annotation of a GenBank genome assembly. Lineage: Eukaryota; Fungi; Ascomycota; Eurotiomycetes; Eurotiales; Aspergillaceae.